Molecule: messenger RNA, 697 nt
Organism: Helicoverpa armigera (cotton bollworm)
Lineage: Eukaryota; Metazoa; Arthropoda; Insecta; Lepidoptera; Noctuidae
Gene: RpL14
Product: large ribosomal subunit protein eL14
Exons: 2
Coding region: 128-628 (166 amino acids)
Biological process (GO): translation; ribosomal large subunit biogenesis
Cellular component (GO): ribosome; cytosolic large ribosomal subunit
Molecular function (GO): RNA binding; structural constituent of ribosome
Source: RefSeq, a predicted model, not a curated record
CUUGACCAUAGACAAUUCAUUUUUUGAUAUGGCAAUGUUUAAGAUUAUGUCAACUUGACAGAACGGACAAGACCGGAAACUCUUUUUCGUGAACACAGUGUUUAUGUAAAGACGUUGUAAGGACGUCAUGCCUUUCGCACGGUUUGUAGAACCAGGGCGUGUUGCCCUGGUAGCAGACGGUCCCUUGAAGGGAAAGUUAGUGAGCGUGGUUGAUGUUAUUGACCAGACUCGCGCUCUCGUCGACGGGCCUUGCAGCGGCGUCUCACGUCAACAGCUCCGCCUCAACCAACUGCAUCUCACCAAGUUCCGUCUCAACUACCCAUUCACAGCACCCACACGCGUCGUGAGGAAAGCAUGGACAGACGCUAAGCUGACCGAAAAGUGGACAGAGAGCCAAUGGGCUACCAAGCUCGCCAACAAAGAGAAGCGUGCACAGAUGACCGACUAUGACCGCUUCAAGCUGACGUCCGCUCGCGUCAAGAGGAACCGCGCGAGAACAGCAGUGUUCAAGAGCUUGAAGGUGAAGGCAGCCCGCUCCGGUAGCUUCGGCAAGAAGCGUGUACCCAAGGCGGCGGUCAAGAAGGUGCGCACCAAGAAGCCCAGCGGCAAGAAACCGGCGAAGAAGUAAUUCUAGUGCCUCUAAAAGGUUAAUGUGUGACUAUCAAGGGACAGUAAAUAAAGAAUUACUCUAAGCCAA